Aspergillus alliaceus is the source of this 1128-nucleotide messenger RNA. RefSeq names its product beta-ketoacyl [acyl carrier protein] synthase domain-containing protein. Gene Ontology annotation, molecular function: fatty acid synthase activity. Gene Ontology annotation, biological process: fatty acid biosynthetic process; secondary metabolite biosynthetic process. The transcript is spliced from 5 exons. The record is from RefSeq and is a predicted model, not a curated record. Bases 1 to 1128 code for a protein of 375 amino acids. Lineage: Eukaryota; Fungi; Ascomycota; Eurotiomycetes; Eurotiales; Aspergillaceae.
AUGUAUGGGCUGAUGCAUAUCUCUUUCCUGGGUUUUGUGCUGGCCUUAGCUACAACCGGUGCAGCAAAGAUGACCACUGUCGGGUUCGAGACAACUGAAGGAAGCUUCGGGGAAAGUGUUCCCCUGAACGAAUGCCAUAAUGUUCAAGUGGAGGAUACAAUAGCAGUCUACGUUUCGCAAUACUGCCGAGUUUUCAUUGGCCAAGAAUGUACUGGUCGACAGAUACUGCUCAACCCUGGCGAGCACCCCUCCAAGUGGCCUAUUCCUAUGAUCAACAGCGUAGUAGGAUUCUUUCUGCUCUCGAGGUCCGCUGUCGCUGAAGCUGGUGACGAAGUUCCAAGGCCAACGCGCGUACCAGGUGCUGGUGGUGUGAACGCCACCUCCAACUACGUUACAUCUCAAGAUUUGAUGGCAGCAAACUUCCUAAGCGCAUCACACGGUCCUUGUCGACCAUUUGACGGGCCAAAAGAUGGAUUCAGCCGAGGGGGCCGCGGAUUUGUCCUGUUGAAGAGGCUUAGCGAUGCUGUAGCUGAUCGUGAUAAUAUCCUUGGGGUCAAUUCUGGGUGUGCCACGAACCAAAAUAGCAAUACGAGCACUAUCACCGUUCCUGAUUCCCAGUCUCAAGUUGACGUAUACCAACGCGAGUUACAGGCGGCAGGCCUGAAUCCACCAGAUGUCUCGUUUGUGAAAGCUCAUGGCACCGGAAGAGCGCAUGGGGAUCCUAUCAAGUGCAUCAGACAAGUAUUCGGCGGACGUGAUCGUGGCACGCUGCUUUGCAUGGGAUCAUUGAAAGCCAUUAUUGGGCACACCGGGGCCGCUUCAGGCGUUGCAAUCAUACUCAAGGUAUUGUUGAUGCUCAAGCAUCGUGAGAUUCCUCCACAAGCGAACUUUGCCCCGUUGAAUCCCACAAUACCAUCUCUUAACAAUGACCGCAUCGUCAUUUCAACCGACCCAGGAGGUGGAAACAGAGGUUUUGUGCUGCCAGCAUUAACAGCCAUGGCGCCUCAGGGAAUAAUACCACCAUGGUGGUAUGCCAGCCUCCAAAGCCAAAGUCGCAGAUCAAUCCUCAUAUCUCGCAACAAUCUAUUCGCUUCCGAAAGGUUUGCUGAGCGAUUCAGCAUCUGUUAA